AUGCGUACGCUAUACGAUUGUCCUAAUUUCACACUCGCAUUUAUACAAAUCUUUGUUGAUAAUAUUCAAUAUUUAGUGUUAUAUACAGCUAAUACACAGAACUCAGCGAUAUGUUUGUUGCAUGUCCUCAUAUUGGUCUGCAUUCUAACAACAUAUCUUAUUUCCAUCCAUAGAGGACAUGUAAAUGCAGAAUUGCCAUUUAUCAGCUCUACAGGUGCUUAUCCACCAGAAAGUUGUAUAUUUGGUGAGGGAUUAAACUUAGCUGCUUUUAUCAGUUUGAUAUGCUCCUUUUUCUGGUAUUUAAUCGCAUUGGAGAGAACAAAAUUUAUGGGCAUACAUCAACCAAAAUGUGUUCUUAACUUUAUGCUUUUAUUGUCUCUAGUUGCUUCAAUUGGUUUAACAUUGGUUGGGAAUUUCCAACAAGUUAACGUUGAAUUAAUACAUGAUAUUGGUGCUGGGAUGGCUUUUUUCGGAACCACUAUUUAUAUCAUUUUGUGUGCCUUAGUUAGCAAGCGAUACCUUGGAACACAUUGGUGUAUAUGGGCUUUUAGACUUCUCUUAGGAAUUAUGGCAGGAAUAACAUCAAGUUUUUUUUCGAUAUGUCAUACAGUUUCCAGGAUAAAUUUCAACGGUACACAAGAAGAAUCUUUGACUUAUCGGCAUCCUGGUCAAGGUAUUGUUAGAAAACACCCAUCUGAAUCUGAUAUAUACAGCCUCAAAAGUUGAAGACAAAUACUGGUCACUUUAGAAGCUUUCUCCCUCAACUUCAAAUAAUUGAAAUUUUUAACCCAUAUGUUAUCACUAUCUAAAUUCAUAAUUACUUUAAUAUAAUAUUAC
This is a messenger RNA of Schistosoma bovis, 837 nucleotides long. The record is from the annotation of a GenBank genome assembly. Lineage: Eukaryota; Metazoa; Platyhelminthes; Trematoda; Strigeidida; Schistosomatidae.